AUGGGUGAUGUUGAGAAGGGCAAGAAGAUUUUUAUUCAGAAGUGUGCCCAGUGCCACACUGUGGAAAAAGGAGGCAAGCACAAGACUGGGCCAAAUCUGCAUGGUUUAUUUGGGCGUAAGACAGGUCAAGCCCCUGGGUUCUCUUACACGGAUGCCAAUAAGAACAAAGGUAUCACCUGGGGAGAGGACACACUGAUGGAGUACUUGGAGAAUCCCAAGAAGUACAUCCCUGGGACAAAAAUGAUCUUUGCUGGCAUUAAGAAGAAGGCAGAAAGGGCAGACUUGAUAGCUUAUCUCAGGAAAGCUACUAAUGAGUAA
Molecule: messenger RNA, 318 nt
Organism: Orycteropus afer afer
Lineage: Eukaryota; Metazoa; Chordata; Mammalia; Tubulidentata; Orycteropodidae
Product: cytochrome c, somatic
Exons: 2
Coding region: 1-318 (105 amino acids)
Biological process (GO): mitochondrial electron transport, ubiquinol to cytochrome c; mitochondrial electron transport, cytochrome c to oxygen
Cellular component (GO): mitochondrial intermembrane space
Molecular function (GO): electron transfer activity; heme binding
Source: RefSeq, a predicted model, not a curated record